Messenger RNA from Camellia sinensis, 630 nucleotides. The record is from RefSeq and is a predicted model, not a curated record. Lineage: Eukaryota; Viridiplantae; Streptophyta; Magnoliopsida; Ericales; Theaceae.
AUGAAUCACCUCGGUUUUUCACACAAGAACUCCAUUCUUCCAAACCACUACACUUUCCCUUUCACUCUCAAGGCCUUCUCUGGUCUCUGCGACCUCAAACAAGGGCAGUGCGUCCAUCCCCAGAUCAUAAAAAUGGGUCAUUUAGUUGAUAUUUAUGUUCAAAACUCUUUAUUGAAUGUGUACACGUUGGGUGGGAAUAUGGACUUGUGCCGGAAAGUGUUUGAUGAAAUGCCUCAGAGAGAUGUGGUCUCAUGGACUAUUAUGAUUACCGGGUAUCGAGAAGCUGGGAAGUUUGAUGAUGCCGUGGUUGCUUUUGAGAAGAUGGAAUAUGCUGGUGUGGUGCCGAAUCAAGUGACUAUGGCGAAUGCUUUGUCCGUGUGCUCGAGUUUUGGGGCCAUUGACAUGGGUAUUUGGAUACAUGGUUUUAUAAAGAGGAGGGGCUCAGUACUGGAUGUGAUUUUGGGAACUUCUUUGAUUGAUAUGUAUGAAAAAUGUGGGAGAAUUGAAGUGGGUUUGGCUGUUUUCCAAAGCAUGAAAGAAAAGAAUGUCUUUACAUGGAAUGCCCUUAUUAGCAAAGAGUGGGCAGGAGGUGGUUUGGUGGUUUUCUCGAAUGGUGCAAGAACGGGUUAA